Molecule: messenger RNA, 930 nt
Organism: Rhopalosiphum maidis (corn leaf aphid)
Lineage: Eukaryota; Metazoa; Arthropoda; Insecta; Hemiptera; Aphididae
Exons: 6
Coding region: 323-655 (110 amino acids)
Source: RefSeq, a predicted model, not a curated record
GAAAGUAUCAACAUCCUAUGUUAAUAAUGGAAUUGAAGAUGUUGAAAAUAAUAAUGCAAUAUGACAAUAGAGCAGUUUACUCAAGGAAUUGAGACGCAUGGAUUCACUUAUUUCACACGUUGGAAAGUAUCAACAUCCUACAUUAAUGGACUGGAGGAGGUCGAGAAUAUUGCAGAAGUGCAUCAAAAAGAUGGUGUCAUGAAACCCUGACCAUUACAUAAAAUGGCAGUACGGCAGUUCACUUAAGGAAUUCUGACGCAUGGAUUCACUUAUCUCACACGUGGGAAAGUAUCAACAUCCUAUGUUGCAAAUGGACUAGAAGAUGCUGAGAAUAAUACAUGUUAUAUGCAAUAUGGAUGUACGGCAGUUCACUUUAGGAAUUCUGAUGCAUGGAUUCACUUAUUUCACACGUGGGAAAGUAUCAACAUCCUAUGUUGCAAAUGGACUAGAAGAUGCUGAGAAUAAUACAUGUUAUAUGCAAUAUGGCACUACGGCAGAUCACACAAGGCAUGCUGAGCAUGGAUUCACAUUUCUCACACGUGGGAAAGUAUCAACAUCCUAUGUUAAUAAUGGACUUGAAGAUGUUGAAAAUAAUAAUGCAAUGUAUGUGUAUUGGUUAUUGAAUGUAAUUAGUACUAAAUUAAUAGUAGUGUAAAAAUUGAGAUUUGUUAAAAAUGUGAAUAAAAAUUUUGUAAACACCUUUAGUUUGUUAUUAUUACUGUUAAAGAUUCCUUUAGCUAUAAAAUUAUCUUUAUUUUUACUACUUGUGUAUACGAUAAACAAGACGGAAUUCACAAAUUCAUAUUUUAAGUUGUAUAUAAAACACUCUAAUAUUAAGUUAAUGUUUAAAAAAGUUGUCCAAAUGAUGAAAUAAAUGAUUGUAUUAUACCAUUAUUAAAAUCGUCACCCGUUUCAUUUAACCUCAUGCUU